Messenger RNA from Aspergillus novofumigatus IBT 16806, 707 nucleotides. RefSeq lists its product as uncharacterized. The coding region runs from base 264 to 707 and encodes 147 amino acids. The transcript has a single exon. NCBI's taxonomy places the organism in Eukaryota, Fungi, Ascomycota, Eurotiomycetes, Eurotiales, Aspergillaceae. The record is from RefSeq and is a predicted model, not a curated record.
CUCAGUUCUUUCUACGAUGUCUCUCUGCAUAGAGCGGGGAGUUUCAAUUUCUUCAAGACAGUGGAAUUAUCCAUCUAGAUACUGCCUCGAAGAUGUCUUACCCUUGUGUAUAAAUACAGCUGAGAUCCUGCUCAAGUCUCUUCUUAUCUAAGCCACUUCUCUCAAUCAUCUCAUCCUCUCUCACCAUCACUCCGAAUACAAACAUACCUCGACUUUCACACAAUCUUCUCCGCUAAGGUACGCAAACACAACCAGCAGUCAAAAUGGCUACCAAUCAAUCCACCCAGUCCCCUCAGCCAACCGAGCCGAUUACGCAGCCCACCCCGGCCUCCAAUGCCCAGGCUGCCUAUGUCCACAUCCUCUUCGACGUCAAAGCCUCCCCAAAGAAGCUAAAACCCAUCGUCCUCGAGAGUCUGCAUCACAAGAUCUACCACCGAGAUGUCAAGAUCUACCACUCCUUCGAGGUGAUGAAGAACGCCGGGGCCGUCAGGCGCGGCAACGUCAUCGUUUCCCUGAAUGCAGAGGGAAUGAACGAGGACCAGAUCGUCAUGGCAGCGCGAACAAAGAUCCAGCACCUCAGUAUGGACUGGGACAAGAAUGAGCUGGCCGGUGAGGAGCUCUUCUUGGUUAUCGAGAAUAAGGCCUGGAGUUCUGGGUGGGGCCUCAUGCCAUACAGCGCUUGGAAAGAGCAGGCAAAGCGGCGCUAA